Molecule: messenger RNA, 1404 nt
Organism: Trichoderma citrinoviride
Lineage: Eukaryota; Fungi; Ascomycota; Sordariomycetes; Hypocreales; Hypocreaceae
Exons: 5
Coding region: 1-1404 (467 amino acids)
Source: RefSeq, a predicted model, not a curated record
AUGGGUUCGCAGCCGACGAGACGAGUGGGCUUGAGCUCUCGCAACGUGCCGCAGCCUCUGCUCAAGUCGAUUCCUGACCCUGUUCCUCACGACGAUGACGACGAUGACGAAGAUAUUACCGCACCGCCUCUCGCCUCUAGCGACCUUGAAAACAGCGACGACGAAGACGACGAGAAUGCCGAACCCGCAGAAACCAAAUCGGAACCCGACCAGCUCUUUGGCGACAGCUCGGAUACAGACGGUCCUGCCCGAGGCGCCAUCCCGUCCACAAUUUUCAAAUCUUUAGGCCGCGAAGGUGGAAGACAAGGCCGUCAAGCUACAGGUCGAGACACAAACACAGCGGAAGAAUCCGAGGAGGAAGCGCAGCCAGGGACGAGGAAGAGGAAGAGGAACCAUCUCACCGACGACCUCGGCUUCAUUAAGCAAGCCAAGUUGCCAAAACUCUUUAAAACUCCUGUUCCCCCGCUCCCUGGCCAUUCGGUUCGAAAAAGCUCCCAGUUCAUCGUGGCCAGUAGCCCUGAGCCUUCUCCCAUCAGACGUCCCAGACGCUUAAUAGAAGUCCCGCCCGAGAACAACUUUGACACCGAAGACGAUGCCGAUGCCCCGGCAUUCAGCUUCGAAUCCAUCCCAGAGGAAGUCGACUUUUCUCCCAAGCUCGCUUCAAGAUUCAAGAGAAAACCCAACCCCUUACUUUCUAGAAAAAAGCCGAUAGGGGGGAGGAAGAAGGAGGGGGAGAAGGAGGAAGAGGAAGAGGAAGAGCCAAAGCUAAACAGCAGCAGCCUCAGCUCCCUCGGCUCCGUCUUCUCCAACAAGAGCAGCGAAAAGGACACCAGCGCACCAUGCCCCUGGUGCGGCGCAACCGUCGACUCCAAGCAACUCGCCGACUUCUCAAAGGGCAAGCGCCUCAACGUGGAACGACAGCAACGGUUCUGCACCUCGCACAAGCAGAAGUCGGCCAUAGCAACCUGGGAAUCCAACUCGUACCCGCAAGUCGAAUGGGCCACGCUCGAAGCCCGCUUCGCCAAGCACCGCGACCACCUCCUCGCCAUCAUCAACGGCGAGGCCUCGCACUACCGCACCGCCCUCGCGGACAAGGUCGCGCUCGGCCAGGAGCGCACCGCCAAGAAGCAGGGCAACAUGAUACCCGGCUACUACGGCCCGCGCGGCUUCAACGUCAUGACGGACUACCUCGUCCGCGAGUUCAGCGACAUGCUCAUGAAGAAGGCCGCCCGCGACAAAGUCAUCGCCGGGAGGGGCGUGCCCAUGUUCAUCGAGUCGGUGCUGGUGGCGGAGCUGGGCGUGCAGCUCAUCAUGGAGGACAUGAGCGUCUCGCCGGAAAAGGCCAGGCGGAUCCUCGAAGAGAGCAAGGACCUGGGAGGUUUGGUGCAUCCGGAGGUGCGUUGA